Messenger RNA from Penicillium angulare, 405 nucleotides. RefSeq lists its product as uncharacterized. The transcript is spliced from 2 exons. The record is from RefSeq and is a predicted model, not a curated record. Lineage: Eukaryota; Fungi; Ascomycota; Eurotiomycetes; Eurotiales; Aspergillaceae. The annotation marks the transcript as partial. Gene Ontology annotation, biological process: symbiont-mediated hemolysis of host erythrocyte.
AUAACUUCCGCGUUACCCCAGCAAUACAUUCAGAUCGAAAUUCAUGGUGAUUAUAGAUAUAACAUUCAUAUCGAAAAUACGAACAUCAAAAGUAGUCAAUUUUACAAAAAGGAUGAUCGAAACGAUAUUUUAACGUCUAACGAUAUGGACGACAUAGUUAUCCAUCAUAAUAGUAGUAUACAGACUGUGUACUCUAUAUAUAAAUCCCAGGGAUACAUCGAUCUCGUUAACGAUAUAAGGGAUAUAAAGAUAUACAGUCUAGCUUGGGGAUCCUCCAUAGAGCCCAGAGAACCGAACAAAUUUAAGAAGCUCAACCACAAUUCAAGCUACAUUAUUAAAAUCAGUAAAUGGAAUAGAGCUAGUACUAUAGGAGCAGUACCUAUCACAAUUAAGGAGCAAUCUUGA